Molecule: messenger RNA, 1215 nt
Organism: Micromonas commoda
Lineage: Eukaryota; Viridiplantae; Chlorophyta; Mamiellophyceae; Mamiellales; Mamiellaceae
Exons: 1
Coding region: 1-1215 (404 amino acids)
Biological process (GO): regulation of DNA-templated transcription
Molecular function (GO): zinc ion binding; sequence-specific DNA binding
Source: RefSeq, a predicted model, not a curated record
AUGACAAUGUCAGUUAAACUGCCGACGCAGCCACCCAUCCCUAGGGAUGUGUCGGCUUCCUUCGCCGCCGCCACGGCGAAGGACGACAAGGAAGCGAAGCAGGCGUCGGGCGGGAAAUCGACAGACGCGGGAAAAGCCGAUGCCUCCGGGAAGGCUCCGUUCGUCGCUUCCGCGGGGAUCGACGCCGCUGCCAUUCCCGCGUUCCCGCCCGCCAUGGCCGGCUUCAUGCAGGGAGCCAAGUUCCCUCUGCCGCAGGUGGGCGCGAACCCCUUCGCGCCGCCCGCGGGGUACCCUCCUAUGCCGGUACCUCCGCCGCACUCCGGCCCCGCAGGGUCCCAGCCCGGCGCAGCCGGCACCGCGCAGUGGAACGCCAUGCUCCAGUACUACGCCUACUACUCCUACCUCCUCUGCAACGGCGGCAUGGGAGGCCCAGUCGUCGACGGCGCCGUACCCCGGGUCGCGCCGCCCCCGCUCGUGGACGUGACCGCGUGGCGGCCGGGUGCCGCGCCGGGGGGCGUGCCCGGGAUGCCCCACCACGCGGGGAUGCCGGGCGCUCCUCCCGGGAUGACCGCGGCUCACAUGCAGAGCGUGGCCGCCAUGGUGGCCGCCAUGGGCGCGGGUCAGCACGCCAUGGCUGCGGCCGCCGCGGCGAUGGCGGCGCCCCACGGAGGCAAGAGGGGCGACCACGGCAAGAAGCGGGAGCGGCGGGGCGACGAUUCGGGCGACGACGCCAGCGACUCGGGGGGCUCGAGCUCGUCGAAGCGCGGGAAGAAGCGCGGCGCCAACGGCGGCGAGCAGAAGACGUGCGUUAACUGCGGGGUGAGCCGCACGCCGUUCUGGAGGAAGGAACGCGUCGGGGGUGGGUCGCUGUGCAACGCCUGCGGGCUCUACCUCGCCAAGAACGACGCGCCGAGGCCGGCUAUGCUGUGGAGGAGGGGCGGCUCAGGGAUGGGAGCCGCGGAGGGGGCGGCGGCGGCGGCGGCGGUUGGUUCCAUCGCGGGCGCGGGCGCUGGAACCGACGCGGUUCCGGUCCCGACCCCCGCGGCGGCUGCUUUUCCGGCGGCUCCAGUGCCGACGGCGACCGCGGCGGCGACCGAGGCUGAGGAGCCGGCGAAGGCUGAGGAGCCGGCGAAGGCUGAGGAGCCGGCGAAGGCUGAGGAGAGCGUUGAGGCGGAGCCGAAGAAGGAGGAGCCCGCGCCCGCGCCCGCGCCGUGA